Molecule: messenger RNA, 2461 nt
Organism: Tribolium madens (black flour beetle)
Lineage: Eukaryota; Metazoa; Arthropoda; Insecta; Coleoptera; Tenebrionidae
Gene: HEX1B
Product: hexamerin-1.1-like
Exons: 4
Coding region: 83-2395 (770 amino acids)
Source: RefSeq, a predicted model, not a curated record
ACACAAAGGUUCAAUUAAAAUCAUAUAAAAAGUGUACACCACCAAACUCGAAUCAUUCUCAGUGGUUGGUUCACCAACAAACAUGAGAUUCCUUUUGGUAGCUACAUUGGCCGGCCUUUGCGCCGUUUCGGCCGUCUCUGUGGAAAAUGAUACGUACAAGUAUUCACAAGAGAAACAGAAGGAAAUUUUUCGUCUCUUCAAGUACAUCAACCAACCAAGCUUCUACCCUGACUAUAUGGAAAUUGCCCAAAGCUACCGCUUCUAUGACUUCAAGGCUGAUUAUAUGAAACCCGAAGUUGUUGAAGAGUUUUACCGAUUCUACUACUAUGGUAAAAUCCUCGAAAGGGGAGAAAUCUUCUCAGUGUUCAACAAAGAGCACUUGAAACAAGCUAUUGCUCUUUUCAAACUCUUUUACUACGCCAACACUUGGGAGACUUUCUACAAGACCGCCGUCUGGGCUAGGAACAAUGUCAACGAAGGGAUGUACCUUUAUUCCCUUUCUGUUGCUCUAGUCCACAGACCCGACACUUACUACUAUGCCCUUCCACCAAUCUACGAAGUCUACCCGUACUAUUUCUACAGUACUGAAGUCAUCCAAGAAGCUCAAUACUACAAACAGAUGUACAGCAGCCAAAGUGGUGCUCACUUCAAUGGCAGAACCAUCUAUGCUAACUACUCUGGGUACUACCUCAACUUGCACCCCGAACAAUCCAUGUCGUACUUCACCGAAGAUAUCGGUGUCAACUCCUUCUACUACUACUACAACUUGUACUAUCCCUUCUGGAUGAGUGGCCAAGAGUACAAUUUGAAAUAUGACAACCGUGGCGAACUUUUCUACUACAUGUAUCAACAAAUCUUAGCCAGGUACUACUUGGAACGUCUCUCGAACGGUUUUGGCGAAAUCGAUGACUUCAACUGGGAAGUACCUUUCGAAACUGGGUACUAUCCCUCGAUGUGCUACCCCAACGGCCUCCAAUUCCCAACAAGGCCCAACUAUGCCCGUCUCUAUGAGUACUUCUACAACUAUGGACAACACUACGGUUACAACAAAUACGCCUACAGCUACACUUUUGUCAAGGAUUACGAAAGAAGGAUUCGCGAUGCCAUCGACAGUGGCUACGUCGUUACUAAAUCUGGCCAAAAAGUCGAUUUGUUCUCCCGUGACGGUAUCAACAUUUUGGGCAACUUGAUUGAAGGCAAUCCUGACUCCCCCUACUACAGGUACUACGGAGCUUACCAAGUCUUUGCCCGCCACUUGUUGGGGUAUUCCUACCAACCCUUGACCUACCACAAAACCUACCCUUCGGCUCUUGAACAUUUCGAAACUUCGAUGCGCGACCCUGCUUUCUACAUGUUGUACAAGAAACUCAUCAACUUCUUCUUCCGCUUCAAGGCUCAAUACUACAAGUACUACACCGAGCAAGAUUUAACGUUUGAAGGUGUUGAAGUUAAGAAUGUUGAAUUCGACCGUCUUGUCACCUAUUUUGACUACUACUACGCUGAUAUUAGCAGUGCUGUCUAUGUCACUCCUGAAGAGUUUGUCCAAGAUAGUUUCAAGGUCCAAGUGGCUCAACCACGUCUCAACUACAAGCCUUUCACAUACAAGAUUUACGUCGACUCUAGUGUUGACACUGAAGCCGUUGUUAAAGUCUUCUUAGGUCCUAAAUACGAUGAGUAUGGACGUUACAUGAACUUGACUGAAAAUUGGAUGAACUUUGUCCAAUUCGACCACUUUGUCUAUAAACUCAAAUCCGGGCAAAACGUCAUCAGUAGAAACUCCCGCGAGAUCUACAACUACAUGCACGACAGGACUUCUUACUACCAACUGUACCAAAAAGCCAUGGGUGUCUUCGACGAAAAACAAGGCGAAUAUUACAAAUACACUCAAUUCUGGUUCGGUUUCCCACAGAGAUACAUGCUACCAAAAGGUACCUAUGGAGGUUUCCCCUACCAGUUCUACGUCUACGUCACUAAAUAUGUGCCAUACAAGGAACAAAAAGCUGGAGUACCAAUGAUUGGUACGGGCUCACAAUACGUUGAUGGGUAUCCAAUGGGUUAUCCCUUCGACCGUCCUGUCUACUACGGACAAAUGUACUACGAAAUCCCCAAUGGUUACUUCUACGAAACCAAAAUCUACCACAGAGACUCCGAUGCUGUUAACUACUCGCAACAGGAUUACUACUACAGCAGGCGCCAAAACUUCGCCAACCAACGGUACCAAAGCAAGAAACACGACUUUUCUAAGUAUAUGAGUGUUCCCAAAAACUACGUCCGACCCCAAUACGAAACCCAAGGACGGUACCCCGAACAGUACUACGCCCAAGGAAGCAACUACGCCCAAGAGCAGUUCUACCCCAGCCGCAGCUACGAGAGACAAGACUACUACCACUACUAGGCCUGAGUUUUGGGAAUACAGAAAUGUUGUAAUUUUUACGAAAUAAAGCACAUAAUAUUUAAAAAA